AUGUUUCUAUUACCGCCCCCGCCGCCCAUGCGAGGCCAACAUGUCGGUCUCUACACCAUGGGCACCACGGUUGCCUCUCCCACCGCCGCCCAGCUCUACAGAGACCCCAACAUUGAUCCCAUCGACGCUACAUGUGUGCCUACCCCUGAAACGGUCGGUUUCACCGCCCCCGAGGGCACAUACACCCCUAUGGAGUGUGUUUAUUUGGCCCCUCCACCUCCCCAUCCUUCUGAUCCCCCACCAGUGGUCGUCAACCCCCUGGCUCCCACAACAGCUUCUCCUCAGGCAUUUUCGAACGGUGUCAAACUCACCGUUUUUGCGUUCCAGGAUAAAAACACCCCGCAAAAGGCCGCCCCAGUAUCCAGCGGAUCGCUGUUCAGCUUCUCCCCAGCCUCGGGAUCAGGUUGGCUCCGUCGACCCUCGCAUUCCCUGGGCCCCGAACUCUCCAAGGUCGACUCCCGUGGAAGUGACAACAGCAACUCGACAUCCAUCUACGCGCAGUCGUCAUCUGCGCAAGCCUCCACUAACGCCGUGUCCGUACCCAUCAGUGUGCCCGGAAGCACUGUGAACGUUGACAAUACUAACCCUUCUGCCUCCAGUCUGGGCAUGUUCCUCCGAAAAAAAUCUGUCUCUUCCGAAUGGGGCACCAACGUCGGAAGCGUACAAACUGCCCAGGACUCGUCGUUCGAAGAUGACUACGGUACCCCUCCCAGUAGCACCGGUCUGGGUGCCAGCCCUGCCACCAACAACAAAAACAGCAAGCGAACUCGGCCGAAAAACUCGCUUGUCAAGAACAAUUCGUCCUAUCUCAGUCGUACCAUUGUCAGAGAAGGUCUCACUAAGCUGCUGUGUGAACGUCCUCUCGGAGAACUAUUUGUGGUCACUAACAUCAAUCGGUCUCUACAGUGGCUGGACUUGCAGGACUACCAGUCAGAUGUACAUCCUCAACGACACGAGGCUCUGACCAAGAUUCUCCUUACCCGAGCCCAUCCUCUCUGCCACGAUGUUAACCGAAAGACAAAGUCUCUUGCAGGUUUCGAUCUCAUUGUGGGUUUCUCGUCUGGAGACAUUCUGUGGAUCGAUCUGGUCACUGGAAAGUACAACCGAAUCAACAAGAACGGUGAGGUGUGCAAGGCCGCCGUUGUGGACAUCAAAUGGCUUCCCAACUCCGACUCUCGAUUUGUGGCCGCCCAUGCUAACGGGUGGGUGGCUGUCUACGAUAAGGACCGUGAUGGAGGCAUCUGCGAAGUUGCCCAAUCUUACGUCGAGAGCAAAAAGGAUUACCGACAUAAGCAGGGGUCUGUUGUAGACAUUGAACACUGUCACGUGAUCAAAUCUCACACUGAGCAGAGCAAGCAGAACCCUAUGGCUCUCUUUGCUGUCUCGCCAAAGCCCUUGACCUCUAUCGCCUUCUCCCCCAUCUCUCACCGGACUCUGGCAGUCACUGGACGAGAUGGAUACACUCGGCUGAUCAACCUCAUGACUGAACAGGCCACUGACGUGUUCCCCUCGUACUUUGGAGGCGUCAUGUGCUGUGCAUUCUCGCCCUGUGGCCGCUAUUUGGCUACUGGAGGCCAAGAUGACCUUGUUUCGUUGUACAGAGUCGACAGUACUUCUUCGGGCCAAUCAGCUCAGAUUAUGGCUCGACUUCAAGGCCACAACUCGUACGUCAGCCAUGUUGCCUUUGAUUCUUACAUCAGCGACCCUCGAUCUAUCCGUUUGGGUUCUGUUGGUCAGGACGGCUGUUUGCUUCUCUGGGACGUUGAUGUCCACACUUCGACGGUUCGAAAGGGACGAUCUCGGUCUAACUCUGCCGCAACUUCUCUCGCCCCCAAGGCUGACCGGUAUGGUACAUUGAUUCAUCCCUUCGUGUCCCGUCUGGAGCCCUCUGCUCAGCUGUCUCAGCCCGUAGUCAGUCUCCCUGUCAAGGCUGCAAAUAAGGAGUGUGAACCUCUGACGUAUCUUGAGUUCCUGAGUGAUCGAGUGAUUGCUGCAGGCAAGGACGGACGAAUCUGGACCUGGAAGCGACCUAAUGUUUAA
Yarrowia lipolytica CLIB122 is the source of this 2040-nucleotide messenger RNA. RefSeq lists its product as uncharacterized. The record is from RefSeq and is a predicted model, not a curated record. Lineage: Eukaryota; Fungi; Ascomycota; Dipodascomycetes; Dipodascales. Gene Ontology annotation, biological process: carbon catabolite repression of transcription. Gene Ontology annotation, cellular component: cell division site; cell tip; nucleus. Gene Ontology annotation, molecular function: protein binding.